This is a messenger RNA of Ostertagia ostertagi, 447 nucleotides long. The record is from the annotation of a GenBank genome assembly. Lineage: Eukaryota; Metazoa; Nematoda; Chromadorea; Rhabditida; Trichostrongylidae.
AUGAAGGCUGAAAUUCGAAUGCACAGCCAAUUAGACACUACUCGCGAUUUGCUGGAACAAAAACUCGUGAAUGAGGAAGCCGACCUUCUACCCACAGAGACAGUGCCACUUUCACUACCUCAAACUUGUGAGAAGGACGCUAAGGGCUUGAGAAUUGCACCUGUGGACCCCGUAUUAACCAUGGAUGCCCAUGGCUACGAAUUCAAUGGCGUGCCAGAAGGAGCUCAUGUACGUUUCCGACUCUCCGACGGAGAGUUCCCGUGCUCAUAUGGCUGUCAGUCGUAUGUGGAAAUCAAGCAUAAACUGGACAUCCGAUUGACCGGAUUCCGGAGCUGUUGUUAUCGACCUAAAGAAGACACGAUCUCCGAAAGCAAUCAAGUGUUCAUCAUUUACCAUCCAAAUGGACGAACAGCCCGAUUCUCGUUGCGCUUUAAGCGACAAGUCUAG